Messenger RNA from Guyanagaster necrorhizus, 996 nucleotides. Its product is annotated as acyl-CoA N-acyltransferase. The record is from RefSeq and is a predicted model, not a curated record. Gene Ontology annotation, molecular function: acyltransferase activity, transferring groups other than amino-acyl groups. The transcript has 5 exons. NCBI's taxonomy places the organism in Eukaryota, Fungi, Basidiomycota, Agaricomycetes, Agaricales, Physalacriaceae. Bases 326 to 847 code for a protein of 173 amino acids.
CGUGACGCUGCUUCCCCCUCCACCCACUUGCUUCGAUCCGCUUGAAGCAAGUAAUGCACCCGUAUUUUCAUUUCUGUUCAUGAACUUCAUAUAGUUCAUAUUUACCGCAGCUUCUACACACUCCCUUCGCUUGUCCGACUGUCUUCUUUCUCUCCCCCGUACUUGCCCCGUACCCCCCAAUUUAUCUUCUAAUUUUAGAUUGAAACUCAGAAGGCUAUAGCUACCCAUAUAUCUUCUUCACGAGAGGUCGAACAGUGUCGGCGGCGCACGUACUUCCCCUGCGUCUUGUUACCGUACUAGAUCACCAUCACUCCACCGUCCGACUAUGACUGUCGACGUUCUAGACCACGAAAUCAUCAUCGCCACCACAAAGGAACACAUCCAGCAAUGCCUUGAUGUUCGAAUCCAGGUCUUCCAUCACGAGCAAAAAUUCCCCCUUGAAACCGAAAUAGACGAGUUCGACGACCCUCAGGCUGCAACAACCCAUUUCCUUCUGCGGCUCCUGCCUUCGCUCCAGCCAAUUGGAACGAUCCGUGGAGUCAGGUUAUCGUCAAGUUAUUACAAGAUCGGUAGACUCGCUGUACUGGACCAGUAUCGAAAGUUCAAGUUGGGGAAAGAACUCUUACUGGGCUUGCGUGAAUGGGUGAAAAUUGACGCGAGUCCCAUGGCCACUAUGCCCGAGCAUGACGUAUCCGCGAGCGUCGUGUGCCAUUCUCAGAUACCUGUCAAGGGAUUUUAUGCCAAGUUUGGAUAUAUAUCAGAGGGUGCCGAGUUUGAUGAGGAUGGUGAACCUCAUCAGAAGAUGGUCCUUCAGCUCCCUUUGAUGGCUCCAAAGUCUUCUGAUUGAACGAAAUCGUAUUCGUCAGAUGUACGGAGAUGCAAUAUGUGCUAACAAUACAUAAGUGGGGUGCAUAGGUAUUCCCAUUAUACAGUGCUGUCCGAAGAUUGUUCAAAGCAAUAAUAUACUCGAAACACACUAAUAAGCAAAAAGAUCGU